This is a messenger RNA of Emericellopsis cladophorae, 273 nucleotides long. RefSeq lists its product as uncharacterized. NCBI's taxonomy places the organism in Eukaryota, Fungi, Ascomycota, Sordariomycetes, Hypocreales, Bionectriaceae. The coding region runs from base 1 to 273 and encodes 90 amino acids. The record is from RefSeq and is a predicted model, not a curated record. The transcript has a single exon.
AUGCAGUCCCAAUUCUAUAAGACGUUCACUCGACCCGUCGCCAAGGUUCUCCUCGUAGCCGUGUUUACGUACCAACUCAUCUAUUGGUCCUGGGUCAAGCUUGAUACGGAGGAGACAAAGGCACAGGCGGACGGUAAGGCCUCCAACGAACCCUACAGCAAUGACAGCGCCGGUGAUGCUGAGACGUACACAGCUACGAUUGCAGGCCUCGAGGCUAAAGUGGACGAAUACAAGAAGAAGGCUCUCGAAGCAGCCGAGACCAAGAGCUCAUGA